Molecule: messenger RNA, 2778 nt
Organism: Alligator mississippiensis (American alligator)
Lineage: Eukaryota; Metazoa; Chordata; Crocodylia; Alligatoridae
Exons: 13
Coding region: 220-2250 (676 amino acids)
Cellular component (GO): cytoplasm
Source: RefSeq, a predicted model, not a curated record
GGGGAAGAGGCUGUGCAAAAGGAUGGCUUCCAACAGGAUGGCAUAGUCCCUUUCAGGGGUAGGCGUCCCCCCAUCGACGGCAGCGACUGCAGCUUGAGGCGGCGAGGGACAUCCAUCGGAGGAGAGGCAGGAGACCUUAGUCCAGAGCCGGAGGGAGGAGUGCGGCGUCACCAGGGCCUGUGAGCACCCGCCCAGCAGCGCUCCAUCCCCCAGGGCAGGAUGGACAGGCUGCGGCAGGUGCUCAGGAGGAGGUCGGCCAAGGUGCUCUCCAUGGGAGAGGAGAGCAGCAGGGAGCCUGGGCAGGAGGAGCGGGGCCCCACCUGCCGUGAUGAGGAGGGGCCCAUCAGGGCAAGGAGGUGGCUGUGCCCCAUCUGCUGCCGAAGUAAACUGGCAGCUCCCAGCGGCAGGGGAAAGGAGGGAAAGAAAUCAGCCACCUCCAAGUCCAGAUGGAGGUGGCCAUGGGUGCACCUGGGCAGGCGGGAGCCAGCGCCAUCACAGCUCCCGGCACCCGAAGAGCCGUGCAGCUCCCCUCCUGGGUCAUGGGGCAGCCUGGAGCCCGGCCCUGCAGCCCCGCAGCAGGAGGCAGCCCCGUGCCAAGCCGGGGACGAGGGCCCAGCUGCCCUGGGGCAGGAGCUGAGCCAGGCCCACAGCAGCCCCUGCCUGAGCCGCAGCUCCUCCUGGGAUGACUGGCACACGUCCCAGGAGUCCGGGAGCACCAGCCCCAGCACCAGCUCCUCCUCCUCCUCCUCCUCGGACUCUGAAAAGUCCCAAGAGGCCCAAAGCACCAGCACGAGCAGCAGCUCCUCCUCGGAGGACAGCGAUAGCUCAGAGGAGUCCAACACCACCAGUUCGACCAGCAGCUCCUCCUCGGAGGACUCCAGUAGCUCCCUGGAGUCUGGGACCAGCCCGGCCCCCGGUGCCACCUGCACAGUGAUUCCCAGCCCAGCCGGCGAGGAGCUGGAGGAAGAGGAGGAGGAAGAGGAGGAGGAGGAGGAGGAGGAAGAUGGAAGGUCCCCGGAAGAAGCUGCCCUCCUCCUUGUGAAGAAACUCCUGCAGGACCCCGGGGAGAUGCUGGACGGGAAGGACAGGCAGCGCUUCCUGCUGGCCAUCAUCAGCCUGACCAUCGCCGCGGACCAGAGCAGAGAGGUGGCUGUGGAGCUGGAGGACCUGAAAGCGGCCGUGCUGGAGAGGAUCGUGGACCUGAUGGAGACCAUCUCAGUGGAGGGCGACCGAAAACACAUCCUGGCGUACAGCAUAGACGCCAUCCGCUGCCUCAGCGACCCGAAGCUCAGCCUGGAGCCAGCGCUGGAGUCGCGCCUCCUGCGGGCCGCCGUGGAGAAGAGCUUCCUGGCCAUAGGGCGUGAAACCCAUCGAAACCAGGUCGUGCAGCGACUGUACGAGGAGUACCUGGAGGGCCUGCUGUGCUGCGUCUUGUCCAGCGCCCCCAGCCUGGGCAAGCUCUACUCCAUCUGGGAGCACUUUACAUCGUGGACUGAGGCGCCGGAUGCCCAGCACCGUGCACUGGGCAUGAAGAUCAUGACCGGCGCUAUUGCCUUUGCUGUGCAGCUCCUCCCACAAUUUGAGGGCUCCCCUGACAUACUGGAGGUGGGGGACAUGGCAGCCCGCCUGGGUCUGUCCAUCAACGACCCGGAGGAGACCAUCAGCUGCGAGGCCAGGGCGUGCAUGUAUUUGCUCGCUCAAAUCCUCCUUCAUCAGAGGGGCCAAGACAUGCGAGGGGCAGAGGAGCUGCGGUGCAAGCGCCAGAACGAUCAGAGCCAGGUCCAGAAGUACAGGGACCUGGCGAGAGUGGGAGAGGGGCUGAGAAAGAUCUUGCUGGAGGAGCAAAGGAGAGCUUUCCUGCAGAGGGCCCUUCAUGCAGUUCGCAAUGGACCGAUGCACAUCAGCCAAGCUGGGCUGGUUUUCCUGUAUGCAAUCUUGGGGGAAGCCGGCCGCUUGAUGGGGCACAAGGAGAAAGAAAUCCCCAUCAGGGUCCUGAAUAAGGUCUUCAUUAUCACCUACCUGAAGGAGCUGCCUAAAGAUCUGCAAGGGCACAGCCUGCUGGUCACCUCCUCCAGCGCCAUCGCCUCUCUCCAGCCGCCCACACUUGCUCCUGCAGCAACACCUGCAGACCACCUCAACCCUGACAGCACCUCCAUGAGAGAAGAUGACCUCCCCAACCUCACCGGGAGCCCGAUGGCUACAGAGAAAAGCUGCAACAGCGCUGAAGCCACCACACACGUCACCGACUGACAAGUCAUCAUCCAGUCUGAGCCGUCCGCCACAGCCAAGUCAGCCUCUGCAAGAGGAGCAGCCUGAGAAACCCUCGUGGUGAAGAACUUGAAUAUCUUCCAGACCAGCUCUGCAAAGGGCUGGGGAAAGACCAGGCACCAUGAGUUUGUAGUGCCCAGGUUGCCAAGUGGAGGAUGCUCUUGUUGUGUGGAUGGCAUUUUGUGACCCCUGCCUCAGGGCUUUGGCCGGUCGCCAUUUGGGGCCAGGAAGGAAUUUUUUCCCCCUUCAUUUAUGGAACCAACUUCGGGGGGUUUUUCGCCUUCCUCUGAGGCAUCGGGACAUAAUCAGACCAUCCCGGCGUCUGUUGUGUUAGUAGCCUGUCCUUGAAUCCAUCGAGAGCCAUUCAGGGAGUGAAGAGAGCAAAGGCAUAAACCAUGUGCACUGUUGAACAUAGAUUUAGUGUAAUGUGUCAUGUUGAACAUAGAUGUUAUAGAAACUAAGAGGAGAUGUAGGAUAAUAAAGUUAAGCUUUAGUUUUCUUUUCUUAUAA